Molecule: messenger RNA, 3099 nt
Organism: Coturnix japonica (Japanese quail)
Lineage: Eukaryota; Metazoa; Chordata; Aves; Galliformes; Phasianidae
Gene: KCTD10
Product: potassium channel tetramerization domain containing 10
Biological process (GO): negative regulation of Rho protein signal transduction; proteasome-mediated ubiquitin-dependent protein catabolic process; protein homooligomerization
Cellular component (GO): Cul3-RING ubiquitin ligase complex
Molecular function (GO): protein binding; ubiquitin-protein transferase activity
Source: RefSeq, a predicted model, not a curated record
AGCGCAUCGGAACGCUUUAAGGAGAGCACACAAACGCCUUCCUGGAAGUAGAGGUGCAUGUGACUGGAUGUAGGAGGAGCAGACGGUCGGGCCGUGGGGCAGCGCCCUUCAUGGAAGAGAUGUCGGGAGAAGGUGUGGUGAGCUCAGCAGUGCCGGCAGCUGCCACCCGCACCACGUCCUUCAAAGGAACGAGCCCGAGCUCUAAGUAUGUCAAGCUGAACAUCGGCGGGGCUUUGUACUACACCACCAUGCAGACACUGACCAAGCAGGACACCAUGCUCAAGGCCAUGUUCAGCGGGAGAAUGGAGGUUCUGACAGACAGUGAAGGCUGGAUCCUGAUUGACCGCUGUGGGAAACAUUUUGGGACCAUCCUGAACUAUCUGCGUGAUGGUGCUGUGCCGCUCCCCGAGAGCCGCAGAGAGAUAGAAGAGCUCUUGGCUGAAGCCAAGUACUACCUGGUCCAGGGGCUGGUGGACGAGUGCCAGGCAGCCUUGCAGCAGAACAAAGAUGCAUAUGAACCAUUCUGCAAAGUACCAGUCAUCACAUCUUCCAAGGAAGAGCAAAAACUUAUAGCCACUUCUAACAAGCCAGCAGUGAAGCUGCUAUACAACAGAAGCAACAACAAAUAUUCCUAUACCAGCAACUCUGACGACAACAUGCUGAAAAACAUCGAGCUAUUUGAUAAGCUGUCCUUGAGGUUUAAUGGGAGAGUGCUCUUUAUAAAAGAUGUGAUUGGAGACGAGAUCUGCUGCUGGUCUUUCUACGGGCAGGGACGGAAGAUUGCUGAAGUCUGUUGCACUUCCAUUGUUUAUGCUACUGAGAAAAAACAGACAAAGGUGGAGUUCCCCGAAGCCCGCAUUUAUGAGGAGACGCUGAACAUUCUGCUGUACGAGUCUCAGGAUGGCAGGGGACCCGACAACGCGCUCCUAGAAGCCACAGGAGGAGCAGCUGGCCGCUCCCAUCACCUGGAGGAAGAUGAGGAGCGAGAGCGCAUCGAACGCGUGCGAAGGAUCCACAUUAAACGUCCGGAUGACAGAGCCCAUCUGCACCAGUGAGCUGAGCCGUGGCUGCGCGGGGUCUGUCUGGAGGGCUCUGCCCUUGUCCUGAUGGAUUGUCUGCAGCAGGGGACCAGGCAGCUUCUCUUUGUUCAAUGAGUCUGUAAAUUACGUUUUGUAACGAAGUAGGUUAUCUGGGGUAUUUAAAUGCGGUAGUUCUAGGGUGAGAAUAAAUAAGGUUACUGGGCGUAUGAUAGGUAUGUAAAAAGCCCACUGAGCAGCUGGAGAAAUGCCCUGAGUUUGUAGCCCUCUUGUCUUUGCUAUUUUGUGGCUAGUGAGGAAGAAGGCUGGCUUCCUUUGGCUUUAGCAAUUAUCCUGCACUUUAAAAAACAAACAAAACGACAGAAGUCAGGCAGCCACAUACCUUCCCUCCUGACUCUCACUGACCCCAUCUCCUGGGUGUCGCAGCAUGGCAGAAGCACAGCGAUCUGAGCACAGUGGAGCUGCUGCAGAGAUUCUUUUCUUCCAGGUCAGAAGGUGAUGGAGUUGGUAGAUCAGGCUGGGCAAUAGCAGGAGGAGCACCAGGCUUGAAGCAGAGGGAGCCCAGUGCUGCCAGGCUGUGCAGGUGGCUGUGGCUUCCCACUGCUCUCAGGCCCCACUCCAAUGGUUCAGUGGAGCUUCUGUAGCACUGGGUUGUGGAGAGGCCCAUCCCCACUUCUAUUGAUGUGAUGAUCACCCAUCAGUAAGCUGUGCUUUCUUUACCACAGGUUAAAAUUCAUAACAGGUUUGGCACACAGUGCCAGCAUAGUGUAGGCAGGAGGCCAGCAGCUGUAGCUCAGUCCUGCAGCUGAUACAGGAGCAUUUGGCUUUGAGUGAGGGCAGUGCAGAGUGCUGGUGUAGAGCUGAAGGCAGCAGCCCAGAAGAGGUUAAUCCCUGUUUGCCUUUAUCCUGAGCAUUUUCCAAGUCUCUCAGCAGAAAUGGCAGCUGUGUGUGAAAGGAUGAAGCUGAAACGUUGUGAAGAGAAUGCUGUAGUGUCUGGUUUACAGAGAGUAGUAAUAAAUGGGUGUUUUUAUCUACCUCCUAGUCUCGUGUUGCCUAUUGUGGAGUCAAGUAUCAGUCAGAGUGAUGGAAGAUAGUGUAUUAUUCACUAGGAUUGGAUGCUAAUGGAUAAUGAGAAGAGCUGCAGCUGUAAUGGUUAAUGUAAAAGAAAGCCUGAGAGAGCAACCAGCAGUAGGAAGUCUUAAACUUCAGUCAGGGUGCUGCUGUGGCAGAGCCCAGAGUACUUUGGCCAUUUCAGACCUUCUUGAUUCUUCACCUGGAGUAUUUUUUGCUGGGUGUCCCACAGUGGCAACUCUGCAUCACUCAGUGAGGCCCUUCAUUUCUGAAAGCUUCCUGCUGUAAGGGUUCCUAGUCCUGGCUCAGGGCCGAUUGUGGCACAUUGGCAUUUUAAAAACCAAAGGCACAGUCAGCAUCACCAGCUGCAUUACUCUGGUGUAUUUCAGUAGCAGUUAGCCUCUGCAGCUAAACUAUGUGGGAUCUAAAAUAAAGCAGUAAGCAAUUUUGGAGCAGCAUGUACAACUAACAGCUUUCAGAGUUAGGCUGAAGUUGUCUUCCUCGUAACCAAAGACUUCAAGUUUUGAACAGCCAGGGGCUGUGACAGUGUGGUUGUUAUCCCUGUCUCCUCUACUCUUAUUUAUCAGGCAGAAGCUGAAGAAAGAACUCAGCAGUACCCAGACAGAGUGGUUGCACUGCAGUUCAGCACCUUCAGCGAUGUCCUGAUCCCUUUGGCUUCUUUUCUAAGCUGUACUUACAUAUGUUUGUCACCAGUGCAACAUGCUUCGGGUUCAUACAAGCCCAUAGUUCAGGCUGUUGGUGUGCAGGACACAGUGCCUCUCCCUUUUUGCCUUAUGUGAUAAGCUGGGGCGUGCGCUCUCUUUGGCACUGUGUACUUUGACACAUGACUGAGCUGUUUACGUGUUUCUGAUCUGUAAUACACUCCUAACUUAACUCUACUUGUGUAACAAAGAUGUACCGCUGUCCUGGGAUAGAACAUCCCUCACCUUCUGGCCGCUUGCCCUUUGUUCAUUAAGUCUCUCAAUAAAAC